Molecule: messenger RNA, 3858 nt
Organism: Erinaceus europaeus (western European hedgehog)
Lineage: Eukaryota; Metazoa; Chordata; Mammalia; Eulipotyphla; Erinaceidae
Gene: SEMA6B
Product: semaphorin 6B
Exons: 17
Coding region: 253-2895 (880 amino acids)
Biological process (GO): neural crest cell migration; negative regulation of axon extension involved in axon guidance; negative chemotaxis
Molecular function (GO): semaphorin receptor binding; chemorepellent activity
Source: RefSeq, a predicted model, not a curated record
CCCUUGGGAGAGGCCUUAAGAUUCCUGUUCCCCUGGCAUCGACUGGGUUGGGGGCCCCCUCUGUCCCCCAAGAGCAGUUGGGGAAACUGAGGCAGGGGCAGCCGGGACUGUGCACCCCUCAGCCCAGAGGUCUCCCCCCACCUCAAGGUGGGCUGUGCAGAGGGUCACAUGCUCCCCUGGCUGCGUCCCCGCCCACGGGUCACCCCGGGAAGAUAGGAACCAGACGGACCGUCCUUGGAAAAAGUGACCGUGAUGUCAGCUGGCCGGGCAGGUGCCCCCUCCCGCCGCCCUGCCCUCGCCAUGCAGACCCCAGCAGCGCCCCCACCCCGCCCGGCGCCUCUGCUGCUGCUGCUGCUACUGCUGCUCCUGGGGGGUGCCCAUGGCCUGUUCCCAGAGGAACCGCCCCCCCUCAGUGUGGCCUCCAGCGACUACCUGAGCCAGUACCCAGUGUUCGUGGGCAGCGGGCCGGGACGCCCGCACCCCUCCCCGGAUGCCGAGGACCUUAACAUCCAGCGGGUCCUGAGGGUCAACCGGACGCUGUUCAUCGGAGACAGGGACAACUUGUACCGGGUGGAGCUGGAUCCCCCCACUUCCUCGGAGCUGCGGUACCAACGGAAACUCACCUGGCGGUCCAACCCCAGUGACAUCAACGUGUGUCGGAUGAAGGGGAAGCAGGAGGGCGAGUGUCGGAACUUCGUGAAGGUGCUGCUGCUUCGGGAUGAUUCUACGCUCUUCGUGUGUGGCUCCAAUGCCUUCAACCCGGUGUGCGCCAACUACAGCAUGGACACGCUGCAGCCCCUUGGGGACAAUAUUAGCGGGAUGGCCCGCUGUCCCUAUGACCCCAAGCACGCGAACGUCGCCCUCUUCUCUGACAGGAUGUUGUUCACAGCCACGGUGACCGACUUCCUGGCCAUUGAUGCUGUAAUCUACCGCAGCCUUGGGGACCGGCCCACCCUACGCACCGUGAAGCAUGACUCCAAGUGGUUCAGAGAGCCUUUCUUCGUGCACGCGGUGGAGUGGGGUAGCCACAUCUACUUCUUCUUCCGGGAAGUCGCCAUGGAGUUCAGCUACCUGGAGAAGGUGGUGGUGUCGCGCGUGGGCCGCGUGUGCAAGAACGACGCGGGAGGGUCCCCGCGGGUGCUGGAGAAGCAGUGGACGUCGUUCCUCAAGGCGCGGCUCAACUGCUCGGUGCCGGGGGACGCGCACUUCUACUUCAACGUGCUGCAGGCUGUGACGGGUGUGCUCAGCCUGGGCGGGCGGCCCGCCGUGCUGGCCGUGUUCUCCACGCCCGCCAACAGCAUCCCAGGCUCGGCCGUGUGUGCCUUCGACAUGGCACAGGUGGCCGCCGCCUUCGACGGCCGCUUCCGGGAGCAGAAGUCGCCCGAGUCCAUCUGGACGGCGGUGCCGGAGGAGCAGGUGCCGCGGCCGCGCCCCGGCUGCUGCGCGGCGCCCGGGAUGCAGUUCAACACGUCCAGCGACUUUCCCGAUGACAUCCUCAGCUUUGUCAAGACCCACCCGCUCAUGGAGCAGGCUGUGCCCGCCCUGGGCCACACGCCCUGGAUUGUGCGCACCCUGCUGAGGCACCAGCUGACCCGUGUGGCAGUGGACGUGAGUGCCGGGCCCUGGGGUAACCACACAGUGCUGUUCCUGGGCUCGGAGGCGGGCACGGUGCUCAAGUUCCUGGUGCGGCCCAAUGCCAGCUCCCCUGGGACCAGCGUCUUCCUGGAGGAGUUCGAGACCUACCGGCCGGACAGGUGCGGUCGGCCGGACAACGGAGGUGCCGAAAACGGGCAACGGCUGCUGAGCCUGGAGUUGGACGCGGCCUCGGGGGGCCUGCUGGCCGCCUUCCCCCGCUGUGUGGUCCGGGUGCCUGUGGCUCGUUGCCAGCAGCACUCGGGGUGCAUGAAGAACUGCAUUGGCAGCCAGGACCCCUACUGCGGGUGGGCCCCGGAUGGCUCAUGCAUCUUCCUCAGCCCUGGCACCAGAGCCACAUUUGAACAAGACGUGUCUGGGGCCAGCACUUCAGGUCUAGGUGACUGCACAGGCCUCCUUCGUGCCAGCCUGUCUGAGGAGCGAGCGGGGCUGGUGUCAGUGAACCUGCUGGUGAGCUCGUCGGUGGCGGCCUUCGUGGUGGGCGCCGUGGUCUCGGGCUUCAGCGUGGGCUGGCUCGUGGGGCUCCGGGAGCGGCGAGAGCUGGCUCGUCGGAGGGACAAGGAGGCUGGGGAGGCCGUGCUCAGCGUCAGCCGCCUGGACGAGCGCCGGGGGGCGCGGGGGCCGGGGGCGCGGGGGCCGGGGGCGCCCCCCGAGACCCUGCUGGCCCCCCUGAUGCAGAACGGCUGGAGCGGCCAGGCCCCCCAGGACCUGGAUGCGGGGCUGCUCCCCACCCCCGAGCAGACUCCGCUGCCCCAGAAGCGCCUGCCCGCCCCGCCGGGGCCCCACGCACACGGCCUGGGGGCCCCCCGGGCCUGGGAGCCCCCCCUGGCCCCCGCGGCCGCCGCCUCCCUGCUGCUGCGGGCGCCCCCGGAGCAGCCCCCCGGGCCCCCAGAGCAGCCGCCCCCCGACAGCCGCUUCCACGCGCCCCCCCGGGGGGCCCCGGGGCGCACCCUGCGGGGGGGCGAGUUCGCCCUCACGCCUCUGGCCACCCCCGACCGCCGCAGGGUGGUGUCGGCGCCCACCGGGCCCUCGGAUCUGGGCUGGAGCCCCCCGCCCACCGGCAGCCUGCGGAGGCCCCCUGCGCCCCCCGCCGCGGCCACCCUGCGCCGCACCCACACUUUCAACAGCGGGGGGCCCCGGCCGGGGGACCCCCACCGCGCCCGGCACCCGCGACACAGCUCGGACUUGGCCCACCUGCUGGCCUACCGGGGCUCCGACAGGACUGCGCCCCCGGUGCCCUAGGCCUGGGGGAACCCCCGAAAAGUAAAAGAAACAAUGAAGUCAAGGUGGUGCCAGAAAACCAGGGCCCCUCCAGUGGGGACCCCCGAGAGGAUGCCCAAGACCCUCCUCUCCCCACCUGCACCCCCCACCCCACACCCCAGUGUGGGGGCUCCCCGCCUCCGCCACACGGAAGCACAAGCCCCCAGGCCCCCAGGAACACUGAAGCCGUCUGGGGGUGCGGGAAGCGGGGCAGGUGGGCGGGAGGGGUGCACCCUCUGCGCGUGGAGUUUAUUUUGUUUUUUCCUACUCUGCCUUUCUGGGCAGUUUUCUUACAAAUUGCACAACUCCGUUCUGGGGUGGCGGGGCCUGGGCGCGGGGGUGCAGGGAGGCUGGAAGUGGCGGAUGCAAGGGACAGGGGCUAAGCUGCAGAUCCGAGCCCCUCUCCCCACACCCUUCCCUCCUCCUCCUCGCCCCCCCCAGGAAAGGUUCCCGUCUUGUCCCCCCCUCCCCCCUCCAGCCAGGCUCCUGGCGUGUGUGGGCGUGUGCGUGUGUGUGCAUGCUAUGUUCGUGUGCAAAGGGCCGGGAAGGGGGGAAGGUGUGCGUGAGUGUGGCUGCCUGUGUCUGUGUGUGAUCUGGGGGGGCCCCCAGAGGCCUGGGCGUUGGCAGAGCCGACGCAGGGCUUCCAGACGGCCCGGGGGGCCUCCAAGGUGCCGGGUAGGAGUUUGAGGGGGUUUCAGGCAGGGAAGUUGGGGGCUGUGGGUGGGGGCCCUGCUCUAAAGAGCAGAUGCCUGAAGUGCUCUGGGGUCUGGGAAAGGUGAGGGGGGCACGGGGAAGGCGAGGGCCCCCCUGUCAAUACAGCCCCAGAGGGUCCCACGCCACCUGUCUCCCUUGUGACCUCCCCUUGACCUCGUAGUCCUGGACCCUCCUUGGAGUUUGCCUCACUGACCCCCCACCCCAUCAAUAAAACUGUUUACAACCACUGGC